AUGAAGUACAGGCCUCUUGACGACACGAAAAACGAAAUCCGAGUCCUUAGGUUCCUUGAUGUAUCCAAUCCUGUCUCAGCUGAAAAUCCUAUCAAAUGUUCUAUUGAAAACGUUCCGCUGGAAUACUCUCCUCACUUCCAGCCCCGUCAAGAGAGCAGGCAAGGUCAAAUCGACCCGGUAGCGUGGGAUGUUUUUACUACGUGCGUAGAUCUGCGAGAUUCGACACUGGAGCAAACGACACUUGACAAGGCUACAUACAUUGGCAUCUCCCAAAAUCACACUCACACUAGCCACUUCCGUUACGCUUGGGGCGAUUUUGAGGCGCUGUCUUAUACCUGGGGUAAAGGAGGCAAGACAAAGCGCAUUCGCGUAAACGAAGUUGACAUCGCUGUACCAACCAAUCUCGAGAACGCACUAAGAGCUUUGCGUGAUCUGCAAGAGACACGUUUGGGUAUGUGUUAUUGGGUGGAUUGGUUAUGCAUCAAUCAGGAAGAUAGGGGAGAGCAAAACAAGCAGGUCAAACGCAUGAAUGACAUCUAUGGUCGGGCUAGGGCUGUAGUUGUCUGGCUAGGCCAGGAAGAGGAAACGGACAGCGAUGCAGUUAAGACGAUGCGUUUUCUUUGUCGCAACCCUUGUCACGAAGAUAUACUGAAACUUCCAAGGGAUUUGCUGCUUGACGCAUGGCCUGCACUCUUCGCCUUUACAAAAAAGAUUUACUGGACCCGAUCUUGGAUCAUCCAAGAGCUGGCUAUGAAUCACAAUUCGACUUUGUUACUAUGUGGAAAAUUCAAGCUUACAAGACGAAUGAUACGCUUGGGUGCUCUGUACUGCCAGAAAUUUUUGAAAACUACAGAAGAGUGGGAUUGUCGCUCCGAUGAUUACUCAGGGCAAGAUGCAUGGUCCCUAGCUAGUCGAAUGCAUCGUCUAGUAAGUCUUGCCUUCAAUCCAAGCGUUGGAAUAAACUUGGACCACUUGUCGAGUCUUACACGCUGGGCCAAAGCCUCCCGUGACAAAGACAAAGUGUAUAGCAUACUCGGCUUACUAGAUCCUGUGAUCUCUGCGGAUGUCAUACCGGAUUACUUUCUUUCCGAGCAGCAAAUCUUUACAGAUUUCACCACAUCUGUUGUCAAAAACUGGGGUAAUCCAGAUUACAUCAUGGUAGGAGGCAUUCCCACCAGUGAGGGGUGGCCGUCAUGGGUACCUGAUUGGAGACAGCCGUUUUUACGUUACCAUAUUCACUACUUUCGAAAAUGUCAAGCAAGCGGAGAUCUACAAGCUAUAUUUCGAUUUGAGAAAGGGGAGAGGAGUGGAUGUCUUCUUAUCUGCAGUGGUUUUCAUGUGGAUACCGUGGAUAAAGUUGCUGCGGAAACUUCCCAAAUUCAGCACUCUAUGCACUUGAGUAACAAUACCGCCCCAAAUAGGUAUGGUGACCUUAUACGUCAAGCGCUUCAUCAAACCAUUCUCUUGGGCUAUCCUGGACUAAGGGAAGAACUACUCCUCAGGAUACCAUGGAUUCAAGAACCGGAUACAUAUUCAGUUUCGGCCAACCACUUCGGUGACCAAGAGCGGCUUAAACCUUUUCAGUCGAGAAACUAUAAGCGAUUUCACAAGUUCAGAGAGAAUAAUAAAUAUUUUCAAGUUGGAGGUCAAGAUUUACAAAGUUUCUUCCCACAGCACCCCGAUAGAAGUCCUUACAAUUCUAAAACCGCCGAACUUAUGUCUCUAGCAUUUAUUUCUUUGGAACAAAGAACCCUCAUCACGACAACAACUGGAUACUUAGGCCUAGCUCCAAUAGCUGUUCAGAGAGGAGAUGUGGUGGCUAUAUUGUUUGGAUCGAAAUGCCCAAUAGUUCUAAGACCAGCCAGCGACAAUCGUUUUCAGGUUGUCGGGGAAUGUUAUGUCCAUGGACUCAUGAACGGGGAAAUCUUAAGGCACCUGUCUGAUGGAAAUGUUGUCCAGAGAGAGUUUGUCAUAUGUUAG
Molecule: messenger RNA, 1980 nt
Organism: Bipolaris oryzae ATCC 44560
Lineage: Eukaryota; Fungi; Ascomycota; Dothideomycetes; Pleosporales; Pleosporaceae
Exons: 1
Coding region: 1-1980 (659 amino acids)
Source: RefSeq, a predicted model, not a curated record